UUAAAAGACCAAAACCCUUAACACGUAUACUUGAGGCCUUAAACCUGAUGAACGGCUGAAUCAUGCUGUCAUUUGUUGACUCUUGGCAUUCGUUCACCUGCAUCAGCGACGCUCGGGAAUAUUGAGAUUAGGAUCAGGAGAUUAAAGAGGGUGAAGUGAAUGAGGUGUGAUUAAUGAGUGAGUGAGUGAAUGAAUGAGGAAACAGUUUGUUUGUUUGUUUACUGUCCGUCUGUGAGUGCUGGCUCCGCCCCCUCCUGGAGCCUGAGGCCUGUUGUUUCUGCUGAGUCGUCGCUGCUGUCACUGGAGCCGAGGUCGACACCAGGAAGUGGGAGGAGCAGGCAGGGCGAGAGAGAGAGAGAGAGAGAGAGAGAGAAUGAAAGAGAAAGAGAGGGAGAGGGAAGACGAGGUCACUCAGGUGGAUUCAGCUCCAGUUCCUCACCCUCUCACCCUCCCUCACCCUCUCACACUGUGACUCUGGAGCAGCAGGGAGCCUCAGACAGGUGUGUUGUCUUUGUGUCUCAGGCAGCGCAGGAGCCUGGCCCUGAACCUGGCCCUGGCCUUGAUCCUGGGCCUGAACCCGGCCCUGGCCUUGGUCCUGGCCCUGGUGUUGGUCUCCAUGUGUGCCUGCAGAAGGCAGAUCAGUUGGAGGCGUGGCUACAGGAAGCCCAGAGGAUCCUGGGAAAAGCUGCAGGUUCGUGUGGCGUCGUCAUGCAGGAGAGCGUUGAACAGCAGCUGGUCACCUGCCAGGAGAUGUUUCUGGAGAUCCAGCAGAAGAUGGACAGUCUGUCAGCGCUCGGUCCAGUCUCUGAUCUGGAACUAGACCUGGGACCUGAACCAGGACCAGACCUGGGACUGGGACAGGUUGUCUCCCAGCAGGAGGCAGCAGAGCUGCUCUUUUCUAAAGUGAAGCUCCUCAAACAGAAGCUGGUUUCCUUCCAGAAACUUCUGCAGGAGGAGAAGAAGGUGGACAACACAGAGACACAACAACAACAACAACAACAACAGCGCCCCCCUCAGUCUGAGCUGAGGCGCAGCAGCGUUCAGGAAAUCUUCUCCUCGCCGAGAAACAAGUUCCUCAGACAGAACAGUCUGCAGCAGCAGAAGGAGCUGGAGCAGGAUCUGAGUGAACAGAGAGGACUGACUCAGGCCAUCGCUCGACUCUGCAGCCAAGAGUCAGAGGAGCUCAGUCAGCCAUCACCAUGGGGGCCUCCUGCUGGGCCUGAUGUGCGCGCCGUGGAUCAGGAGAAGAAGUGGGCCGCCCUUCACAGUGGGUUCCUGGCUGUGGAGCAGCUCUGGCUUCUUCCUCCCUCUGAGGUGACAGACUCGUGGAGGAGACGCAGACGCUCUGAUGGAACAGCGGGACGCGUGAUUGUCCCUCAGAGUCUCAUCAGGCGUCUGGGGGAACUGGGACUGAGAGCGUCGGCUCAGUCUCUGGACGAGGUUUCCCGUCAGACACUGGACGAGGAUUUGUUUCUUGUUCUGCACGACGUCUCCUUGUCUUUGUCCUCCAUCAAACAUCUGUUGGACUCACCUGAGUCCAGCAGAUGUGAGGAGGACGAGGAUGAGGUUGAGGAAACUCUGCCGAAGUUGCUUCAGCUGCAGAGUCUGUCAGCAGAGCUGUUGACCCUUGGCGAUGAGCUGUCCUCUCAGGGGUCAAAGGUCACCGCUGUCCUGGGCUCAGAGUGUGUUCAGCGGUGUGUCGAUGACCUGAGCAGAGUCCUUCCUGUGGUCCAGGCUGCUCUGACCAGCCGAGAGAAGCAGCUCAAGAACCUGCAGGAGGAGACUGUGAAGCAGAAGAGACGUCUGAGCGAGUUGCAUGCAGCCUUCACCUCUAACAAGACGACGCCUCCUCCUCCUCCUCAAAUAACCAAUAAACUCAGUGAAACUCUGAGCCCUAACCAACAACUACAGGUUGUGAAUGAGACACAGGCGUCUCUGCAGCUGCAGGUGACGCAGGUGAAGUCUCUGCUGGAGGACGUCGAGCAACGCAACCCGUCCUCGUCCCUCGUCCACCAGGUCCAACAGCUGCAGGGUGAGCUGGACUCGUCUCUGCGUGGCGUUCACUGUCACUGUGAGCAGCUGACGAGCAGCGAGGAGCUGCAGCACAUGUUUGAGCAGCUGCUCCACAGCCUGCAGGAGCUGCUCACUCUGGGCCAUGAACGCCUCACACACCAGGAGCAGCAGCAGCAGCAGGAGGAGGAAGCAGAGCUGCAGAGCAGGAGUCACCUGCAGCAGCAGCUCAGCAGUCACACGUUCAUCACUUCAUAA
Molecule: messenger RNA, 2268 nt
Organism: Solea senegalensis (Senegalese sole)
Lineage: Eukaryota; Metazoa; Chordata; Actinopteri; Pleuronectiformes; Soleidae
Product: nesprin-1-like
Exons: 12
Coding region: 190-2268 (692 amino acids)
Source: RefSeq, a predicted model, not a curated record